GUCUAAUGCACAUAGCACGGGAAACAUGGCGCUGGCGGGAGCGGAACGGUAUCCACAAUAAUUAUACAGACACAAUAAGCACACAGCAGCGAACGGGAUAUGUGACGAUCCGUGCAAGACAGCGGCGUUCGUGGACAUGUUUGGAAAGAGGAAAAAGCAGCUGGAGAUCUCUGAGCCAUCAAACUUUGAGCAUCGCGUCCACACAGACUUCAACGCAGAGGAGCAGACUUUCACCGGACUGCCGCAACAAUGGCAGACCCUGCUGGACGACACUGCCAACCGGCCCAAACCUGUGGUGGACCCAGCUUUCAUCACAUCGGUACAGCUGUCCCCUAUGAAGGUGACUGUUCGGGGUGGCAAGCUGGAAAAGGACGGCAAUCUCAAUGGGCUGAUGGAAGAGUUUGACAGCGUUUCAGUUAGCCCCUCACUCCAGCACCAGGCCAGCCUCUGCCCUGACUCCAGCGUCACAGAGGAGAACGGCGUUCCGGCCUCCUCCUCCAUCUUGAGGCAGGGCGGGCCAUUCCGGGACAGCGGUGUCGAGUUCUUCCCCCGCGGGAGCGUCAGACUACCUCAGAGCCGCGCCCACCCUAGCGGCGCCAGCGCCCCGCACCCCGCCCUGCUGCAACACAAACCCUCACCCUACCUGCACCCCCCGUCGCAGCCCAGCCCGUCCUACACCCCUCCGGGGGCCUACUCCCGCCCCCCGCCCUCCUACCCUCUGCAGGGGCCAUACCCGCCGCCCAGCUGGGUCUCCGGCUCAGACCGGGUGGCCCGGGUCUCCCAUGAACAGUUUCGGGCGGCCCUGCAGCUUGUGGUGAGCCCAGGCGACCCGCGGGAUUACCUGGCCGAUUUUGUCAAGAUCGGGGAGGGCUCCACGGGUGUUGUUUUCAUUGCCACGGAAACGCACAGUGGGAAGAGGGUAGCGGUGAAGAAGAUGGACCUACGGAAGCAGCAAAGGCGGGAGCUGCUCUUCAAUGAGGUGGUUAUAAUGAAAGACUAUCAUCACAAGAAUGUGGUGGACCUCUACGACAGCUACGUGGUUGAUGACGAGCUUUGGGUUGUCAUGGAGUUCCUGGAGGGCGGAGCCCUGACUGAUAUCGUCACUCAUACCAGGAUGAACGAGGAACAGAUUGCCACUGUUUGUCUAUCGGUCCUGAGAGCGCUGUCAUACCUCCAUACACAGGGAGUGAUUCACCGGGACAUCAAGAGCGACUCCAUCCUGCUGACCAGUGACGGGCGGAUCAAACUGUCUGAUUUUGGUUUUUGCGCUCGUGUCUCUGGUGAGGUCCAGAAGAGGCGGUCUUUGGUGGGCACACCGUACUGGAUGGCACCUGAGGUCAUCUCUAGAGUGCCAUACGGCCCCGAGGUGGAUAUCUGGUCCUUGGGGGUUAUGAUCAUAGAGAUGGUGGAUGGGGAGCCCCCCUAUUUUAAUGAGCCUCCCCUACAGGCCAUGAGGAGAAUCCGGGACAACCUGCCUCCUCGGUUAAAAGAUUCCCAAAAGGUCUCUCCAAUACUACGUGCUUUCCUGGACCUGAUGCUGGUGAGGGAGCCCUCUCAGCGUGCUACGGCCCAGGAGCUCCUACGCCACCCUUUCCUCAAACUCUCCGGCACCUCCUCUUGCAUCCUCCCGCUAAUGAGGCAUUUCCGCUAACCGCCAGGUUAGCAUUUCCACUAACCACAUUUCUGCUAACCACUAGGUUAGCAUUUCCGCUAACCACAUUUUUGCUAACCACUAGUCAACCACAAGUUGACUAGUGAGGCAAGAAAUGGGGCUUCAUAGAACCAAAAAUGGGUGCUACUACAGUAUACAGUAUAUGCUACGACCGUCUCACAUAUGCCAGACAUCAUCAUUAUUAUGUUGCUGCCAAGAGAAAAAAUCUCUGGCUUGGUUAGAACUAGCCAAUGAUUGACAGAUUAUUGUAGCUCUACCCAUAAUGUGUCUCAAACCACAAGGCAUCACAAGCUUCCUGCAUCCUGGGCAUAAUGAAGCAUUAUCACACACAGUGACACCCCAACAGGGUGGUAUAGCCCCCUGGGAAUGGCAUGACUCCAGCACUGACACCUUCACUAUUGUACUGUAGUGUAGCUCAGGAAGAAAAAGAAUAAAAAUAAAAAAACGCAUUCACUUCAACUUCCAUUUUUAAAAAACGGGAACACGUGGCCAUUCGGUCUCCUUUUGGGACUGGCUGUAGUACUGUAGGUUUAAAAAAAGCACUUUGUCGCCUCCCUCUGAAUAGUGCAAUGUAAUCACGAAUAGCUGUAAUUACUCUGUACAGUUUUGACCGUUUAUAGUAAUUUAUUGUGAUAUAGGCAAGUAUUAUAUAUUUACUUCCAAGAAUUUUCAUAAUUUUACAAACGUUUAUAAUCAAUUUUCUUAUGAAGCGCUGAAUUUGAAGUCUCCAAACCUGGACUGUGAUGUUCAAGAGUCGGUAUCAUCUUUAGAGACUUUUUGAAUUUGCAGAAAAAAGAUCCAUUAAAAAGGGCGACAGACAUUUUGCACUGUUUCAAUUUUUUACGUUAAACAAGUUUUUUCAGUAGCGUUGCCUUUUUUCCCCAGACAUCAGCAGAAAGUGACUAAGUCAUAUCACUCAAGCAAUAUUGACAUUUAUUAUUAUAUUUGAAUUUCAAGUUGGAAGUACACCAUGCAUAUCUAACUCAGUGUAUUUUUCUACAGUUCAGUUAUAAAUUGCAGACGUUUUUUAAACUCUUUUGAAUAACUUAAUAAUGUGUAUCAUACUCAACUGACAUAUAGCAAUAUCCCAAUAGUUUUCAAAUAAAUAUAUUGCGUUUACAUUUCCAUGCCUGCACAUAUCACAUCCUGCUGUCCAUCCGUUCCAUGGUUAGGAUAUCGUUGGACUGUGGGAUGUUUUUCUGAUUACAAUCCCUGCUCUUAGUUCAUGUGUUUGUAAAUAUGAAUCUGUUUGGUGCUGUGUUACAUAGUGAGUGAUCGCACCUGGGAGGGAUAUUUACCUGUGGCGAUUUUCUUUGUUUGUCUGUAAAGCUGGUUUUCAAUAAUAAAAGAAACACUCUUUAUUGUA
This is a messenger RNA of Conger conger (European conger), 3038 nucleotides long. Its product is annotated as serine/threonine-protein kinase PAK 5-like. The transcript is spliced from 9 exons. Gene Ontology annotation, molecular function: protein serine/threonine kinase activity; ATP binding. The record is from RefSeq and is a predicted model, not a curated record. Gene Ontology annotation, biological process: protein phosphorylation; regulation of MAPK cascade; intracellular signal transduction. Gene Ontology annotation, cellular component: cytoplasm. NCBI's taxonomy places the organism in Eukaryota, Metazoa, Chordata, Actinopteri, Anguilliformes, Congridae. Bases 137 to 1651 code for a protein of 504 amino acids.